Molecule: messenger RNA, 1518 nt
Organism: Paramacrobiotus metropolitanus
Lineage: Eukaryota; Metazoa; Tardigrada; Eutardigrada; Parachela; Macrobiotidae
Product: H/ACA ribonucleoprotein complex non-core subunit NAF1-like
Exons: 2
Coding region: 162-1322 (386 amino acids)
Biological process (GO): box H/ACA snoRNP assembly; pseudouridine synthesis; ribosome biogenesis
Cellular component (GO): sno(s)RNA-containing ribonucleoprotein complex
Molecular function (GO): RNA binding
Source: RefSeq, a predicted model, not a curated record
ACCGCUCAUGAAUGUACGUAACUUGCAAAGUUGCAAUAAGAUUAUAAGAGGCUGUUGAAUCGUUGAUGCGGUGUUCUGUGUUUCAUCACUUCGACGUAUUUUUGUUGAUAUAGUUUUGCUUUUACACCGUGCAUAAGGUUGCUGAGCGUGCCGAGAAGACCAUGGCGGAACUAGACAUACACGCUGUGCAGAUUGCGAGUAAACCGCUCGAGGAGGAACCGACCAGCAGGAAUGAGGAGCUCUCCUCCGAAUCCGAUGACGACAGCGAUAUCCUUGAAGGACUCCACAGGGACAGCGUGCGGAAGGAAAGUACCCACGAAACUGCUAAGGAACCGUCCCACUUAUCUCCAUACGAUUACAUGGUUACGGGGAAGCCGUCGCAUCUUAGCGAAGAAUCGUCCGAAAUCACUCCGAACACGAUACAAUUGCCGGAAUCUGUCACCCUCUUGAAAAUGGGAACGGUUCGCUCGAUUAUCGAUAAUGUGGUGGUGGUAGAGGCUGACAGGGAUUCAGCACCAUUGGAUUUGGACUCGUUAUUAUUUCUUAGUCGUGACAGAAUACUAGGGCGAAUAUUCGAUGUGUUCGGACCGGUAAUUCGUCCUCUGUACUCAGUUCGCUUUCGGACCGCCGAAAACAUUCCCACCGAUGUGCAGAUCGGUAUGGACACCUUCGUGUCCCCUGCGGACCCUCAGCUAACGUCCUACGUCUUCGUCCACGACCUUCGCCAGCACAAGGGCACUGAUGCCUCCUGGGAAGACAAUUCCGAGCUUCCCGAAGAGUUGGUCGAGUUCUCCGAUGACGAAGCCGAGCGGCAAUAUAAGCAACAGUUGCAACGAAAAAAACGCCUGGCGGAGCCAGCCGCGACAGCUCCCGUCAACAGGAUGCCCAGAAAACCACAGGCACCAGUGAUGCCUCGCCAUCCGGUCGCUGCACCGCGUCCAUUCGCUCCGUGGAUGCUGCCGCCGCGACCGGAAGCGCCCCUCAUGUACCCGGGCGCGUUUGCUCAUCGUCCGUGUGGACCAAUUGGACCUCCGGCAUUUUUCCCUAGAAUGCCGGCUAAUACAGCGCCGUUGCAACAAUCUUCCCACGCGCCUGUUCUGCCGCCUCCAGGCGACUUAACGACGAAGAUUGUGCUGCCACAAAAAAUCCCCGUUGCUCCUUCUCUACCGUCCAUGGAAACCUUGUCGUUUACCGAAGCCAAGCCGCUGAUCACCAGUCCCAAACUGCUUCCAGGAGCAGAUAUGUUGUUCUACAAUCCGAAAGAUGAUCCUACCGUCAAUCAAAGUAAAUCUCCGUUUCCGUCUAGGCCGUUUUUGAGGUGAUUGACUUGACGUGAAUUUUGUACUGUUAAAUGUCUUUACCGAAUUCUGGUUCUUGUGAAUCUGAAGUCUAUUAGGACCACUGCUGAAAUUUACUAUUCCCAAUAAAUUGUUUUGUUCAUAUUUUUGGGGAUCAGUUGUCGACUUCUCGCGUACAUUUAUCCAAAGCGUUAAGAAUUACAACCAGCCAGUGCAGUAA